Molecule: messenger RNA, 1215 nt
Organism: Fulvia fulva
Lineage: Eukaryota; Fungi; Ascomycota; Dothideomycetes; Mycosphaerellales; Mycosphaerellaceae
Product: tRNA (cytosine(34)-C(5))-methyltransferase, mitochondrial
Exons: 1
Coding region: 1-1215 (404 amino acids)
Biological process (GO): rRNA methylation
Cellular component (GO): mitochondrial large ribosomal subunit
Molecular function (GO): methyltransferase activity
Source: RefSeq, a predicted model, not a curated record
AUGACCAAGACCCACCGCAAGGCCACCUCCUCGGCAGAGGAUGCUUUUAAUCGCCACUACGCUGCCAGAUGGGGCGAAGAGCGAUGGAGCAACUCGUUGUUGCCAGCCUUACGCCAGCCGACACGAUACGCAUGUGUACUCAACCGCUACGCUGCGCUGCCUGGCGGCCUUCAACUCAUACAAGAUCCUAACGUGGAGACGCGUGAGCUGAACUUGCCCAUCAAGGCCAACGGAGCACGCCUUGGAGACGAAGGUUAUCCUCCCAACUGCUAUGCUCGAUACACAAAGCCAGCACAAGACAGCGAGGCUGUCCCAAGCGCCGCACCAUCAGACUUACCUUUCCCUCCACCCGGUCAGAUCAACAGCAGAUUGCUUUCGCACUGGAAUCUGGAUGGUGCCUCGGUAUUGGCUGCGUCUUUGCUAGACCCUCAGCCUGGUGAGCACGUCUUGGACAUGUGUGCAGCACCGGGCGGCAAGUCCAUUGUACUUUGCCAAAGACUCUUCCCGCACUAUCAUCUUGACCCGUCUCCGCUCAAGCAGAAGUCUCUCAACAUCUUGAAGCUGCGUGAAGGCAGUCUGACCUCGAAUGAAGCAGAUGCGACACGACAUUGUCGACUUGGGGAUAACAUCAAAGCCUAUCUGCCCAAAGCUUUGAUCGACACGCCUGGGAGCAGGCUGCUGCGAGUGGACGGAGCAAAUCCCAAGAAUGCCAACCAACUGUGCGUCAGCGUUCAAGGCAAGAUUCAGGGUUUCGACAAGGUCCUCAUUGAUGCACCGUGUUCAUCCGAGCGACACAUAAUCCAUGCUCAAGCGAAAGCGCAAGCAUCUGGCAAAGAUGCACCAGAGAUGGUCAAUUGGCGACCUGGAUCGUCCAAACGACUGCAGGCGACACAGGUAGAUCUGCUAUUGAAUGGGCUGAGGGCUGCCCGGAUCGGAGGUACCAUCAUCUAUGCCACCUGUUCAAUCGAGCCUACCGAGAACGACGCUGUCAUUGAGAAAGUGCUUUCUCAGAUCGAGAAAGAGCGGAAGAAAGGUCAGCAGUGGAGCGCCAGAGUCGGCUUCGGUGCAGGCAUGGGCGAUCAAGCGCUCGAAGCUCAGAUUGAGACAUCUUGGGCAGAGAGGACGAAGCACGGCUGGAUCGCCCUGCCUGAUCAUCCUAGCGGAGAAGGCUGGGGCCCGUUGUUCUUUGCAUGUUUGACGAAGACUGCUGAUUGA